CUCUAUUGUGGCCAUGGCAAGUGAAAAACCACGCCUUCUGCACCAUUCACUUAAUGAUUCCAUGCUGAGGGAAUUGCACUGCAGCCGUUUUAUUUAUUCGUGCUGUGUUGAAAGACUUUGACAAUAUUUUUAUAUUUAUAUUUAGCAGAAACGCCUAGCCGUAAACAUGGGGGAAACCAGACUACCGCGUCAUAUGUUUUUAUGGAGUAUGGCAAUUAUUUACACGUUUGCUUUUGCAUCCCUAUAUGUCCAGAUACCAGGUCUCUAUGGCAACGAGGGGGUCCUGCCUGUGCGCCUGGUUGAGCCCCGUGUGGACGGCUCCAGGCCAGUGUUGGAGCAGAUACAUGCUCACCCCUCCCUGCUGUGGCUGGGUCCCCGGCUGGGUCUGGACCUGGGUGCCCAGCAGGCCAUGGAGCUGCUCUGCCUGGCGGGGGCGCUCUUAGCCCUGGGAGCAGCUCUGCUGGAGCCCCUCCGAGACAGCCUGGUGUUCUUCUGCCUCUGGGCCCUCUACCUCUCCCUCUGUCAGGUGGGUCAAGACUUUCUGCGUUUUCAGUGGGACAGUCUGCUGUUGGAGGCGGGCUUCCUGACCGUGCUCGUCGCUCCGCUCAACCUCCUGCGGUGGCGCUCAGCGUUCCGUCAGCAUGACGCUGUGACCUUCUGGCUGGCGCGCUGGCUCCUAUUCCGCCUCACUUUUGGCUCCGGGGUCGCCAAGCUGGCCAGCCACUGCCCCAGCUGGUGGGGGCUCACUGCGGUGAACCACAUGUUUGAGGCCCAGGGCAUCCCCUCCCCCCUGUCCUGGUUCAUCCAGCAGUUGCCAGACUGGUACCUGAAGCUGGGGACUAUCGGUCUGUUGGUGACAGAGAUUGCUGUGCCCCUCCUCUACUUUGCCCCCAUCCGCCGCCUCAGACUGGCAGCGUUCUACACUCAGGCAGCGUACCAGGUGAAGUUAAUGUUCUUGGGGAACUAUGGCUUCCUCCCCCUCCUCUCCCUGGCUCUGACUUUCUCUCUGUUGGACGACGACCAUAUCAGCUACUGGCUGGGCCACGGCAAGAAGAAGACAGCCAAGACCUGGGCCCAAACAAUAAUGUCAUUGAUGGUGUUGCUGGUUGAACUGGCUGUAUUUGCUGUCAUCAUCUAUGGAACUAAAGUGUUCUUCACACUGGAGAUUGACUGGGAGACCAAGACUAUGACCUCCAAAACCGCCUUCACCCAGCAACAGUUUGGCAAUUGGUUGAAGCUUGUGACAGGACCCACUAUCUGGGUAGGAGUUCUCUCUCUCACCUGGGAGGUGGUGGCAGCCAUGCUGGGGUGUGUGUGUGUUAGAGGGUGCCUCUGGAAGCUCUGGGGUCUCGUCCAAUGGGCUUUCUUUGCCUCUGCUGCAGUCACCAUGUUUGCUAUCAGUGUGGUGCCCUACUCGUCCAUGGAGCAGGUGUACAGCAGUAAGAUCCUACCGGAGGUGAGACAGGCCUACAGCCUAGUGGAGCGCUACAGACUGGUCAGUGCCUAUAGCCUGGACAGCAGGAUGACUGGGGUGGACGGGAGGUCAGAGGUCGUCCUAGAGGGCAGCAUGGACAAGUACACCUGGAAGGAGAUAGAGUUCAUGUACAAGCCGGGGAACGUGGGCGUGGCCCCUCCAGUGGUGGCCCCUCACCAGCCACGGUUAGACUGGCAGAUGAGCCUCGCAGCCCAGGGACUAGCCAAACAGAGCCCCUGGUUUACAAGCCUAGUGCACUGCCUACUGCAGGGCAAUAAGGAUGUGGUGAGACUGAUCCAGACAGACUCAGCCCAAUACCCAUUCAGCCAGGCCCCCCCGGUAUACCUCCGAGCCAGCCUCUACAAGUACUGGUUCACCCAGACCACACAGGACGGGUCUAGUCCUAAUGAGUGGUGGAGGAGAGACUAUGCGGAGGAGUUCUAUCCUGCAGUGCAGCUGGGUGACCCUACCCUGGAGGGCAUGCUCAGUCAGCACGGACUCAAGGAGAAGUUCCCGAUCCAGCCCAGUCCUGACUCUCCUCUGGCCCAGGCUCUGAGGCAGGUGCGGGGCCAUGUUCAGACUCUACCUGGCCACCUGGUGCUCUGGUCCCUCCUGUCCACCGUCGCCACCAUCUGGCUCCUCAAAACCCUUCUCUCUGGGGCCCUGGGGGGCCGAAAGGCUAGACCCACCCCAGCCGAACCCAAGGCCAAAAAGGCUAAGGACCAGCCAGCAGAGAAAAGAGGCUCGGCCUCCAGUCUCAAAGCAGAGAGGGAGAACUUUGAGGAGAGGAAACAGGAUGCUGACAGGAGCUUUAAGAAGAGGAAGUGAUGCGGGACUGCUGCCAUGGAACUUCCUGUUACGUUCUUGUUGUUGCCCCUUGUCUCGGGAUGGAGGGCGGAGAGAAGGGGUGUUACCUACAUGUAAAUCUCGGGUGUUUCUACAGUAACUGCCAAUCCGACCAGCUCUGUGACUCAGAGACCACCACUGUGGCCUUGUAUUCAGUCAGUUCUCAUCUGUCUCUCUCACACACACACAUAUAUAUACUGUACAUACACAAGCAAAAACGUCUAUUUUCUCUGUGCCUCCUUUCGUCACCAUAUUCUCAGGUCCGACUAUGGAUGAGUCUUCAGACAUGCCUACGGGUGAGUCCCUGACAUGACAGUACAGUGGUGCUUUAUGAGCUAUUUUAAUUUUUUUAGCUUUGCCAUCUGUUCUUCAGGGAACACUUUAUCUGAAUACUUUAUCUGAAAUCUGGGAAUGCAUUCAUACAUUUUUAAAGGUUGUUGUCCAACAGUUGUUUAAUCUUGUGCUAUGUCUUAAAUAUGAUAUUCAGGUAUCCAAAGUCAUGCUAGGCUGGGUGCAGUUAUUGUGCAAUGGUGAACCCUUUCAUGGACCGCUGAGAUGAGUUUUACUGUAUCAGACAGACUUGUCAACAGUGGUUCUGUGUAAUGAUAUCAAUACCUGGGUCCUCUAUCCUGUCCGUGAGAAACUGUAUAGCGACAUCGUCAAGAAUACUGAAUUCUGAAAGCUUUGUCCUGCUAAACCCUUUGCCCUUAGAACAGCAAUCCACAGAUUUAACUUCAAAACCCGUUUGUUGCAUUAUUUUGAACAGCUUUAAUGCAUAACUGCUCCUAAGAAAUCUCUACAUUCCACAUCUGUGUACAUUUCUUGAGACGUGUAGUAUUACUUAAGCUUAGUGUAUUAGGUUAAAGCACUGCUGCAAAAUUUCUGGGAUCUAAGGAGAAAUUCCAAGCCCUAGGGCGCUAUUCAAUCUGUAUCGCUAUAAAAGUGUAAAGCUACUUUUUUACUGGUCAGUGUUUUUAUUCAUGACUGUAUGUUGAAACUGAACACUUAGAUUUGACAAACUACAGAUGAAAAAUGUAAGACAAACUUUCAGUGCUUGUCAGAAACGUACCUUUCUAUCUCGUCAAAUCUAGUUGAUAAGGUGUGCUUCUGUCAUUGCCAGGUAUACUAACAGGUCUGCAUGUGUUGUGAUGGAGUCUGUAGCUUGGAGCUUGAAUCCCUGCUUUUACAUUUGUCUGUGGGUUCAAUCCUUAGCGCUCAUGCUUUUUAGCGAUUGGACCCGGGCUGAUUGGUCUCUGAGAGGUGUCAGUUUCUAUAGGAACAAUGACCAACAGGUGGUGCUCUGUGUCUCUGCAUUUCUUCAUGACAAAUGUACAGGGAGAAGUGUUCAGGGUGAAAGAGCCAGUGGCUCUCUGGUAAGGAUCUCACCAAUGAGGUAUGGGGUUGUAGGGUCAGCUCCUGUGUGUGGCUGUGUUGACACUCAGUAAUGGUUGGAAGGCUGGUAGAUGUCAUGGGGGUGAAUACCUUGGGUCCCCUCCUAUGAAGAGUAGUAGCAGAUAUGGAGAAAAACUCCUGGGGAAAAAGCGGGCACUUCGUUUUUAAAUAUAGUCUAACUUUUUUCCUCCAUAACCACUGCUCUUUGCUGUCGGUGAAUCGCAGGGGGAACCCCGAGACUUUAACCCUUCUGCUUAUGUUAUCACAACCUUUCAGCCAAUGCCACCUUUGUGUGGCAGCUACUCAGUGGGCAUGACUCACUGACCUGCAGAGUCCUCAGUGGGCAACCAUGCCCCAGAGAUCAAUCCUACAAACCCAUGCUUAUAGGGUGAGAUCCUAACACCAGAGCCAGAAUCCUUCACACUUUUGCUUUGCUUCAUAAUUUGACAUUGAGAGUUGGGGUGAUAUGUAUAUUUGGCUGUGGUUAAAAAUGUUCUUGAGUGUGUUGGUUGGAUGAAUGGAAAGAUUUCCUAAUGUUUGCUCAAGCUUUGCUGCAAAUGUUUUAUCAACAGAGUAAACAGACUGUUGCAUCUGGUUAUUGUCAUUUCAUACUCGUAAUAAAGAUUUGAAAUUA
Molecule: messenger RNA, 4346 nt
Organism: Coregonus clupeaformis (lake whitefish)
Lineage: Eukaryota; Metazoa; Chordata; Actinopteri; Salmoniformes; Salmonidae
Product: lipase maturation factor 2-like
Exons: 14
Coding region: 167-2302 (711 amino acids)
Biological process (GO): protein maturation
Cellular component (GO): endoplasmic reticulum membrane
Source: RefSeq, a predicted model, not a curated record